This is a messenger RNA of Oncorhynchus kisutch (coho salmon), 2177 nucleotides long. RefSeq names its product C-type lectin domain family 4 member M-like. The record is from RefSeq and is a predicted model, not a curated record. The transcript is spliced from 4 exons. Lineage: Eukaryota; Metazoa; Chordata; Actinopteri; Salmoniformes; Salmonidae. Bases 89 to 766 code for a protein of 225 amino acids.
GGUUAAAACUCACACACACAGAGCUGUACAUUUCAGUGUAGAGAAACACACUGUAACAUUCAGAUACACACAAACCAAGAUAACAAGGAUGGCCGUGUCUGUCAGUGCAGGGGAUUCUGAAAUCAUUGAGGUUGAAACAAACCUUUCUGAGGAUUCGGCAAACUACUUCAAUAUGAAGAUAAACAGAGCAAAAAAAACGGAGGCAGUCCAAAAAUCGGGUCCUGCAGGUAAAAUGCUCUAUAUACUGGUUGGUGUCAGCUUUGGGCUGAUGUGUGUUCUGCAAGUCACUCUGAACAUCUCCUUGCAUCUUGCCCACUCUAACUUCUUGGAGGAACAGAUAAAAUGGUUAGAGACCAGUUACAACAACCUUACUGAAGAGAAAAAACAGCUACAGAUCAGUUACAACAACCUCACUGAAGAGAAAAAACAGCUACAGACCAGUUACAACAACCUGACUGAAGAGAAAAAACAUCUACAGAUCAGUUACAACAACCUGACUAAAGAGAGAGACAAGUUCACUGAGCUGGUUACAGUCUGUCCUAUUGUUGCAACUCCCGUACGGACUUGGGAUAGGCGACGGUUGAGAGCCAUGCCUCCUCGGAAACACAACCCUGCCAAGCCGCACUGCUUCUUGACACACUGCUCGCUUAAACACACUGCUCGCUUAACCCGGAAGCCAGCUGCGCCAAUGUGUUGGAGGAAACAUUGUACAACUUGCGACCGAAGUCAGCGUGCAUGCGCCAGGCCCGCCACAGGGAGUCACUAGAGCGCGAUGGGACAAGGACAUCCCGGCCGGCCAAACCCUCCCCUAUCCUGGACGACGCUGGGCCAAUUGUGCGCCGCCUUAUUGAGCUCCCGGUCGCGGGAGGCUGCAGCACAGCCUGGGAUUGAACCCGGGUCUGUAGUGACACCUCAAGCACAGCAAUGCAGUGCCUUAGAUUGCUGCGCUGCUUGGGAGGCCCAAUAGCAACUAUUUCACAACCAAGAUAUUUGAAGUGGCUUUAAGAUAUCAAGCACGCAAAAUGCACAAUUGCGCAACUGCCAUUUAUCAGGGGGUGCUGUAGCAAGGGUGCACCCCUACUUCCCGCGGCUAUGGCUACAACUUCAACGUUUUAUAUUUUAUAUGUUAAUGCAUGACUACUAGCAGUGGGUGUUAUAAUUAGUGUUAGUGUUUGAGUUUUUGUUUCCUCAUUUGUUUCCUCAUUGGUGAACAAGCCCCAAAAUAAAUGUGCCUAUGAUAUUAGUACGUACACAUAAAGAUGUAGACAAAUGAAUCUCUCUUGAACAAUGAAAUUCAGAAAAUGAUGGAGCUCUAUUUUAACAGUGAAAUAUAACAACAAUAACCUAUUGUCAACUCACAAUUCAAGACAGUCGCUGGAUUAGGUUGUACAUCAAAAUAUCUUGAAUCAUGCAUUCCUGCUUGGACAUGUUAGAUGUUAGAAACAACAUAUUUAUUGAAUAGCCUACCAUCUCAGUAGUCCAUUACACAGUCUAAAGCAGAACGCGGGAUGUUCCCCAAUGCUGGAAGGGGGGCCUCGAGUGAAAAAGUUUGGGAGCCCCUGGUCUAAAUAUAUUUUCUAUUGAGUGACGCCAACUGAAAAAGUGGCACUGGGGAAAAUGUUAGAGACCUGUCAAUGGGUGUGAUUUUUAAUCUAGAAUAACAACUAAUUUGGAUGUUGGGAAGAAAAUUAUGCGAUAGAAUGUUAUGCAGAAAAAUAUGUUGGUAGUACAAGGCUAUGGUAGUUGGCUAGUUGGUAGUACAAGGUACAAGGCUAUGUUUGUGCAAAUAGAAAUCAGUGAUUUAUGUUUACUAUAGGCUAAUGAAGCAAUCAAAAUGUGAUGUGACUAAAAUAUGACUAAAAAUAAAGGGCAUUAAGCUAAAAUGGCCCACUGUUUUCAUAAUUUUGAUAAUAACUAGACUAAAUCAUUAUUCAAAUGACAAAAAAGUGACACUGAAUUAUAUUUUAGUCAAAAUUAGUAAGAUUAAACUAAAUCUAAAAAAAAGAGUGCUAAAAUUAACACUGGUGUGUGUUGGAUCAGCUAAUAGCUCAUGCACACUCCAGCUGGUAGAAAGCACUUUCAUGUUUUCAUAUUUUCUCCUGAAUCGAUCCAAGGUGGCAUAGCAGUUCAGACGUCUUUUGUCCUCAUCUUGUCGUGUCCUGUAUAUAUAUAUAUUU